Stylophora pistillata is the source of this 957-nucleotide messenger RNA. RefSeq names its product lysyl oxidase homolog 3A-like. Gene Ontology annotation, cellular component: membrane. The record is from RefSeq and is a predicted model, not a curated record. Gene Ontology annotation, biological process: peptidyl-lysine oxidation; protein phosphorylation. Gene Ontology annotation, molecular function: ATP binding; protein-lysine 6-oxidase activity; protein kinase activity. Lineage: Eukaryota; Metazoa; Cnidaria; Anthozoa; Scleractinia; Pocilloporidae.
AGGCCAAAUUAAUGAACUUCGCUUCACUUUACGAAGUGGACGGAAUCUUCAAACGACGCACCACAGCUAUAUUAACAGAUUCGCUGCAAAGGAAGUUACUGGCCGUGUGAAAAAUGUUGCUGCGCAAGUAAUUAUCGAUCGACUUCAAAAUUUUGCCCUAUUGCUGAACGCAUCACGAGGUUCAAGAAAGUUUCAUGAUUCGAGGAAGACUCCGAAAUAGGCCACGUAAACUAAUCAUGUGCAGCUUAUGGAUCAGUUUCUUCAUGGUAAUUUUGGAGACACAAGCGUUUAGGAUAACUGUGAACUUAACUGAUGGCCCAGGAUCGUAUGCUGGCCGAGUAGAAGUGAAGUACAAUGGAAACUGGGGUCGAGUCUGUGAUUACGGUAUAAACAUAAAUGUUGGCCACGUGAUAUGCAGACAGCUUGGUUACCCACAAGCCAUUGCCACCCCAUGUAAUAAUGCUUUUGGGCCUGGAAAUACUUGCUAUGGGAUGACCAGUGUCAGAUGUGAUGGAAAUGAAAGCAGCUUGGCUGAGUGUGAUUACAACUGGGAAAGAGCUCCUUGUACAAAGGGGCUUAAAGGUGCUUUGGGAGUGGUCUGUGAAAAACUCAACAUGACAGUCACUCAUCCCUUACCACUUCGUCUCGCCCACGCCUCAGUACCUUACGCUGGGUGCGUUCAAGUGGAAUACGCAGGGAUCUGGGGCCAGAUUGGGAUGUUCGGCUGGGAUCAAGAAGAUGGCCGCGUCGCCUGCAGACAGCUUGGGUACCCAGAUGUAUUGACAGUUCUGUAUAAAUGUUUUUACCCGCCACGUUACUUCACGUUAACCUGGAUGGACAGUGUGAAAUGCACUGGCAACGAACUGUCUUUGUCAAACUGUACCUAUGAACUGAUCACAUACAGAAGUGCGCAUUGGACUAAUGCUGGAGUGGUUUGUAAAAAUAAUAGCGAAACAG